AUGACAAAGGAGACCAAGGUCUGUGAUGACAGCGAGCUGGAUGGACAUGGAGACACCCAGCACGAGUGGACAGCUCAAGAGGAAAAGAGAAAGUUGUGGGAGGCAAACAUGGAGGGGACAAAGAAACAGGAUCAGGAGAGGGAAAAACAGAAGAGACCGAAGGAAUCUCACAGCUUCCAGAGCAACGAGCCAGGAAUAUCCAUGGAUUCCCAGCUCUGGUGGCUGGCACUGCUCCCAGUCCUGGCAUUCCAGCGCGGCUCCCACCUGGCUGCAGGUGGAUUCCUCAGCGCUCCCAAAACUCCCAUCCUCGGAAUCAUCGGGGACAGGGUGGUCCUGCCCUGCCAGGUGGGAAAUGCGCCCGUUGCUGAGGAUUUCUCCAUCCGUUGGACAUUCCAUGGCCAAUCCAAGAGGAUCCCCGUGAGCAGCUACAAUGGGAAGGGCUGCAGGGAGGAGCCGGAUGAGCAAUUUCGGGGCCGGGCGGAAUUUUUCCACUGGGAAUUCCGAGCCGGGAACAUGUCCCUGCUCCUGAGGGACGUCCAGAGCUCUGACCAGGGCACCUACAGCUGUGAGGUCUCAUUCCAGGAGGUGUCCCAGGAAGUGUCGGUGGAGCUGGAAGUGGCAGCCAUCGGAGAGGCUCCGUCGGUGAUCCUGCAGGGCCCGGAGAAGCGGGACCUGGGCCUCUCCUGCCGCACUUCGGGGUGGUUCCCGCGGCCGGAGCUGCGCUGGUUGGACGGACGCGGCAAAGUACGGCCGGAGCCGAUGACCACGACAGCCACGGAGACUCCCGAGGGUCUGUUCAGCGUCGAGUCCUCCAUGAGGAUCCAGCUGGGAUCCGACCUGGAGAUCUCGUGCCGGGUGCUCAACCGCCGGCUCAACGCCUCCCGCCAGUCGCGGAUCCGCAUCCACGGUGCGGAGCAAUUCCUGGGGGAAUUCCCGCCGGAGCGGCUCUGCUCCUGCUCCAACACUUUCCUCCCCUCCAUCUCCCGGUGGAUGCAGAUUUUCCUGGCAGUUUUGUUCCUGAACUUGGCCCUGAUUUCCGUCAUUUCCUGCCUGCUCCAGCGGAGCCACAAGAGAACCAUGAGUGCAGAGAAAAAGAAAAUUAAGUCGGUGCUGGCAAAAAUCGAAUUCAAGAAACACUUCAGUCAGCUGAAAGCUGAGCUGGAUUUCUGGGAAGCGCGGAGCCACGCGGUUCCCGUGGCGCUGGAUCCCGAGGCGCGGCCCCUGGAUCUCGGGGACGCGCAGGAUCCGCUCCCGGUGCCGGUGCUGGUGGCGCGGGACGCGCUGGGAGCCGGGAAGCGCUACUGGGAGGUGGAACUGGGCCGGGAGCGGUGCUGGGCCCUGGGGGUUCUGCGGGCCGGACCGAGCCCUCCCGGGCCCCGGGAUUCCCGGGAUGAGUUUUGGGCUCUGCGCGCAUCCCAAGGACAACUCUUCUCCAGCGGCGGCCGGGCGCUCGGGAAGCAGCCCCGGGACCUCUCCGCGCUCGGGGUGUUCCUGGACCUGGAAAAAGGGCAGCUGGAAUUUUAUGACGUGGAGCAGAAGGAUUUGGUGGCCGGGAUCCCGCUGGGGGUCGGGGAGGAUCCCACAGCAAAGUUUUUCCCGUUUGUAUCCAAAGGGGAAGAGGGGAUGCUCCGGGUCCGCCCGGUCCCCGUCCCGGUGCCGCUUUAAAUCCCCAGAGAUCGGGGGAAGGCUGCGUGGGAAGAGGGAAAUUUUGGGUGUCGGGAGGGAAAUAUGAAAUGGGAGUGAAGCUGUCAGCUUGUGGGGGUUAGAAGGGUGGGGAUAAGCAAAACACAAUGGGGGAGGUGGGAAAAAAAAUGAAGGAGAGAGGGAGGAAAAGGCAAAGUAAAAGGGAAAAGUUAAAAUAAAAAAGUUAAGGGGAAAAAAGGAGAAAACAUGAGAAAAAAAGGUGGGAAAGGGAAGAUGAAAAGGGAAAAGGGGUGGCAGAAAAAGAAGGGGA
Messenger RNA from Cinclus cinclus, 1954 nucleotides. RefSeq names its product butyrophilin subfamily 1 member A1-like. Gene Ontology annotation, molecular function: protein binding. The transcript is spliced from 12 exons. The coding region runs from base 1 to 1665 and encodes 554 amino acids. The record is from RefSeq and is a predicted model, not a curated record. Lineage: Eukaryota; Metazoa; Chordata; Aves; Passeriformes; Cinclidae.